GAGCAGGGUCAGAAGCAGGGGCUCCCCUUCCCAGACCCGGAGCCUUCACAGAACGCCGCAGGGCCUGCACCGCAACCUGCUUUGUAAACUGAGAAGAAAGCCAAUGAAUAUACUGUUAAUGAAGGCAGUUUACUAAAGUGACAACUAAGAAAAGAAAUACAAGUACGGCUGGGCUGUCAGAUUGUCUGCUGGAGCGGCAGUGAGUCGGAAGAUUGCUGAGCCAGAUAUGGCUACCUGCUCAAAGGUUGUGGAGCGCGGAGUUGAUCUACAGGCACCGUUAGCUGAUGGGCUAGAGUCCAUAACCAGCGGCUGUACUGACAUGCCCGGAGGAGAAGGGGGAGUCCAGCCUGACAGCAGAACUCCCCGUGCCCGACUCAGCAGAGGGUAUGGAGCAGCUUAUAGCGGAAAGGCUCGUCAGCGGAAAGGCUCAGCAAGGAGCUGAAACAAGUUGGGACCCGCCCACUCCACCGGUAACCAAAACAACCCCAACGCGAGCGGCUUACAGUUCCCAUGACGACAACAGCAAACCGUCUCUCUCCAUUGAGCUGCCUUUAACUACGUGGAAAGGUUUGCAUUGGGAGCGGCUCUGCACUGACACAGGAAGUGAUGUCAGACCAGGAAGAUGGAGAGGAGGGGCUGACAGAUGAACAGGAAGAGGAACAGGAAGAGGAAGUGCCAGCCCUCAGGGAUUCAGAGCAGGAGGGGGGAGAGAAGGAAGGGCAGGAGGGAGAGGAGGAGGCCAAGCCUGAGGAGGAAGAGGUUGUGGAGUGUCCUCUCUCAGUGGAGAUGGUGGCGGAGGGCCUGUCUCUGCUGUGCAAGGUCGGGAACGGGCUGGGACACGCCUACACACGCCUAGACGUGAAGGAGAGGGGUGUGACACAGCUGGCCGCUCUCGCGCCCUUCAUUCACGUCAGGUUCCUGGACGUGUCACAGAACCAGCUCCGCGACCUCUCACCCCUCACCUCCCUCACACACCUGCUGUGGAUCAAGGCCGACGGGAACCAGCUGACCGGGUUCAAGGGUCAGCCGAUGGGGGAGCUGCCCUACCUGCAGUGGCUCAGCCUAGCAUCAAAUAAGAUCCGGGGAUUGGAGGGGCUAAGUGGAGCUGUGCUGGAGUACCUGAACUUGACAGGGAAUCUCAUCCAGCAAGUCUCUGGGCUGGAUUACGGCUGCCUUUCCAACCUGGUGUGUUUGGAGCUCCGAGGAAACCAGCUGGAAUCCACCAAGGGACUGCACCUGCCCAACCUGCGGCGUCUCUACUUGGCUCAGAACCUCAUUAAACGGCUGGAGGGUUUGGCUCAUCUGGAGAAGCUGACCACACUGCACCUGAGAGACAACCAGUUAGAGUCCCUGCAGGGGUUCAGUGCAGACAUGAGAGCUCUGCAGUACCUCAACCUGCGGGGUAACCUGGUCUUCUCCCUGGCUGAGGUCCGUGCUCUGGUUCCUCUAUCUGGGUCUCUCCGAGCCCUGGUUCUGUCUGAGAACCCGCUCUCUGAGUCCGAAGACUACCGGCUGUCAGUGCUGGGGAUCCUGCCGCACCUAGAGAGGCUGGACAAGGAUCCUGUGAUCCAGGAGGAGAGGGAGGAAGCAGAACAGAGAGAGCGGGAGAUCGUGGAGGCAGAGCAUACAGAACUGGAUACUGAAACCUAGCAGCCAGACAACCCAAAACCUACAUCCUUCUCUGAGACACAGACUCAACCACCUACACACACACACACACACACACACACACACACACACACACACAC
This is a messenger RNA of Polyodon spathula (Mississippi paddlefish), 1748 nucleotides long. RefSeq names its product leucine rich repeat containing 23 (gene lrrc23). The transcript is spliced from 9 exons. The coding region runs from base 607 to 1650 and encodes 347 amino acids. Gene Ontology annotation, molecular function: protein binding. The record is from RefSeq and is a predicted model, not a curated record. NCBI's taxonomy places the organism in Eukaryota, Metazoa, Chordata, Actinopteri, Acipenseriformes, Polyodontidae.